Messenger RNA from Symbiodinium natans, 867 nucleotides. Lineage: Eukaryota; Dinophyceae; Suessiales; Symbiodiniaceae. The record is from the annotation of a GenBank genome assembly.
AUGGGCUCAAGAGGGGCGAUUUCAAGGGUUCAGAGGGGUUCGGGGCUCAAGGGUUUGGAGCUUAGGGAGGACGGUCGCAAGCGAAACUCGAUUUUUGAGUUUCGGGUGCCUAUGGUGCAGCGCUGCUUCAGCAGUUUCACUGGCAUGCACACCACACCUGAACAAUGGGGCCAGGCGGCCCGGGGCUUUGCCCAGGCUGGGCUGGGUCUGCGCUCUUGCGCUGUCCAUGCCGCCGCCGCCUACCUGGCUUCUGUGGGUUCCAGCUUGAAGGGCUGUGCUGAAAUUUAUCCUGCCUUCUCAGCUACAGCGGUGAAGGCUUCACAGGGGCUUCUCGGUGCGUGGCACAGCUGGCAGGGUGCUACGGCGCAGGCGCAGUCGCUCGAGGCGGUCUUAAGCAGCUACCUGUCCCAGCAACUGGAUGCCGCCGGCUGGGAUGCUCAGCUGCGCCAGGCCAGCGCUGUUGCUAAGGCCAGCCUGCAAUCGGAGGCUGGCCUGGGUGCGCGGGCGUUUCUGAACGCGGUGCCAUGCGGUGGCACUCGCAUGGAGCCUGCCGGGUUCUUCGCAUGCGUCUUGGAGUGGCUGACGCGGUUGAAGAUGGCUGGUGCCCCCGUUGCGACGGCGUGCUGGAUCGCUGGAACUACCACGCUGGCAUGUGUGUGGCGGGAGGGGAGCGCACUCAGCGCCACCAUGCUGUGCGCGAUGUGGUUUACCGCUGGGCGGAGCGAGCAGGCCUUCAACCAGUCAAGGAGGCCCCAGGCCUUCUGCUCCCACAGCGUCCUGAGGAUUGCCAAGCGGCCCGGCGCCGCCCCGCAGAUGUCUACAUUCCCGCCUUGGCGGGGGGUCCUGCUGCAUUGGAUUUCGCCGUAA